Candida albicans SC5314 is the source of this 567-nucleotide messenger RNA. RefSeq lists its product as uncharacterized. Lineage: Eukaryota; Fungi; Ascomycota; Pichiomycetes; Serinales; Debaryomycetaceae. The record is from RefSeq and is a predicted model, not a curated record. The coding region runs from base 1 to 567 and encodes 188 amino acids. The transcript has a single exon.
AUGUUCUCACACAGUGGCACCCAAACUCCUGUUUCGGCUUCCUAUCAACAACAAUCGCAACCUCAUCAACUACAAAACAAAGUACAAUUUCAUGAACAAUUGGAUGAAACCAUAACCUGGAUCAACGAUUGGUAUUCACCAAACUUGAUCAAUAAUAAUACUAUAAGAGAUGCUAACUAUAACAAGAGCGGACAAUUUGUACAUUACAGUGUUGACACCAAUAAGGGCCAUCAGGGCCAUUCUAAUCGUGUAUCCACAAUUAACAAUUUUGAAGAGGAAAACUCGACUCCGGCAGUAAACGAUUCCAUCAGAUUGAAAGGUUGGCACCGGACAAAUUUGAACCACAAACAUGGUGAAAGUAACGAACACUACAAUAAUUUGAAUCCAAGUGAUGUGUUGGAUUUGAAUAAAUGGAGGUAUUUUAAUGAAGUUAACCAAAAUGAAAAUAAUACUACCAUGACUACAAACAAAGAUGCUGGUGUUUCCUCUGCUGCUGUCAAACAAGAAGAUCCAGUUUCCAAAGACUCUGCAGUUGAAAGGUUUAGCGAUACCAUCAAGCUACAGUAA